This is a messenger RNA of Blepharisma stoltei, 363 nucleotides long. The record is from the annotation of a GenBank genome assembly. NCBI's taxonomy places the organism in Eukaryota, Ciliophora, Heterotrichea, Heterotrichida, Blepharismidae.
AUGAUAGUUUUUGACAAAACACACUGUAAUUCCUUUGAAAACACAGAAAUGUGGAUGCAUGAAGUUGAUCGCUACGCAAAUAAAAACGCAAUCAAGGUGCUGAUUGGAAACAAAUCAGAUAUGGACAAUCGUGAUCAAGUUACUAGAGAAGAAGCUGAACACAAAGCCAAGAGCUAUGGAAUCCCAUACAUUGAAACAAGUGCAAAGAACGCGUACCAAGUCGAUUUAGCAUUCGAGACGAUCACUAGAGAAUUAAUAAAGCAAAGAAAAGCGCUUGGAGCUCCUCUCGUUUCUAAGCCUGCUCCGAAAAUCAGUUUGACAACAGAAAAUAUAAAUGCUAUAAGCCAUAACUGCUGCUCAUAA